AUGAAGCAUCUCAACCUGGCCAUCCUGGCCGCAGGCCUGGCAGCCAUCUCCCCCGUCGCCGCCGACACAACAACCAUUAUCGACGCCAAAUCCGACCGCGGUACCUGGGAGGGAUGGGGCACUUCCCUCGCUUGGUGGGCGCGCAAGUUCGGCAACCGCGACGACCUCGCCGACAUCUUCUUCACCACCAAGUCCACGACGUUCACGGGGGUUAACCUCCCCGGCCUCGGCUUCAACAUUGCGCGGCACAACGCCGGCGCGUCCAGCUGGAACAGCAUCAACGGCGAGUCCAUGGUCGUCUCUCCCAAGAUGAUUCUCUCGCGGCAGAUCGAGGGCCACUGGAUCGACUGGAACAGCGCGGACCCGACCUCGUCCAGCUGGAAGUGGGACGUCGACGUCAACCAGCGCGCGAUGAUGCAAAAGGCCAAGGCGCGCGGCGCGAACCGCUUCGAGCUGUUUUCCAACUCGCCCAUGUGGUGGAUGUGCAAGAACCACAACCCCUCCGGCUCGGCCGACGGUACCGAGAACAUCCAGAGCUGGAACCUCGGCCAGCAUGCCGUCUACAUGGCGACGAUCGCAAAGUACGCGAAGGACAACUGGGGAAUCACGUUUGAGACCGUGGAGCCUUUCAACGAGCCGAUCGCCAACUGGUGGAAGGCGGACGGCACUCAGGAGGGCUGCCACAUCGACGUGCCCACGCAGGCGACCAUCAUCAACGCCCUCCGCACGGAACUCAACAGCCGCGGACUGCAGAGCAUGGCCAUCGCCGCGUCCGACGAGUCGCUGUACGACCAGGCCGUGAGCACAUUCAACGGCCUCGGCAGCGCGCUCAACAACGUCGCCAGGAUCAACGUCCACGGCUAUCAAUAUGGCAGCGGCGCCCGCGACAAGCUUUACGCGCUGGUAUCCGGCAAGGGGAAGAAGUUGUGGAACAGCGAGUACGGCGAGGGCGACGCCACAGGCGAGCGCCUCGUCUCCAACCUCAUCCUCGACUUCAGGUGGCUGCGUCCGACGGCCUGGCUGUACUGGCAAGUCCUCGACGGCGGCGGCUGGGGACUCAUCGACGCCAACAACGAGAACGGCGCCUUCGCGGGCGUCAACCAGAAGUACUUUGUCUUUGCGCAGUUCACCCGCCACAUCCGCGAGGGCAUGAAGAUCCUUGACGGAGGCUCGGAUAACGUCGUCGCUGCGUACGAUGCCAAGACGUCGAAGCUGGUGAUUGUGGCUGUUAACUGGGGUGAUGCGCAGUACCUCAACUUCGACCUGAGCAAGUUCACCCAGGCCUCGACGAACGGGGCCAAGGUCACGCGGUGGAGGACGCAGAUUGGCGGCAGCGGGGAUCGGUAUGUUCAGUCGCAGGACACGGUGAUUAAUGGGACCAAGUUUUGGUCGUGGUUUGAGAGCAAGAUGGUGCAGACUUUUGAGAUUGAAAAUGUCAAGUUGUAG
Colletotrichum truncatum is the source of this 1446-nucleotide messenger RNA. RefSeq names its product glycoside hydrolase family 30 protein (endo-beta-1,6-galactanase). Gene Ontology annotation, molecular function: hydrolase activity, hydrolyzing O-glycosyl compounds. The record is from RefSeq and is a predicted model, not a curated record. NCBI's taxonomy places the organism in Eukaryota, Fungi, Ascomycota, Sordariomycetes, Glomerellales, Glomerellaceae.